AUGCUGGCGGCACGCACGGGGACUGUGGGGAAUAAAAAUGCUGAGGAAACCCUGAAGCUGAGGAAGCAGUCGGUGCUUUCUGGGAGCAGGGAGAGAGCCCUGAAGAGCUCCUCGGAAAGCGGGAAGGAGGGCCGAGCUCGGGCCGGCCAGCCCCAGCAGCGUGCCCGGCGGCUGGCUCUGCUGCGGGAGCUGGAGAUGAACUGGUACCUGCGGGUCUGCGAGCUCUCCCACGAGUACACCAUCGCCUACACCACUGGGAUGCCCCACAGAAACCUUGGAAAAUCCGGACUGAGAGUCUCGUGCCUGGGGCUGGGGACAUGGGUCACUUUUGGAGGUCAAAUCUCAGACGAGGUGGCUGAGCAGCUGAUGACCAUUGCCUACGAGAGCGGCGUCAACCUGUUCGACACGGCCGAGGUGUACGCAGCCGGCAAGGCUGAGGUCAUCCUGGGGAACAUCCUGAAGAAGAAGGGCUGGAGGAGGUCCAGUCUGGUCAUAACAACAAAAUUGUACUGGGGUGGAAAAGCUGAAACGGAAAGAGGGCUUUCGAGAAAACACAUCAUUGAAGGGCUAAAGGCUUCUCUCCAGAGGCUGCAGCUGGAGUACGUGGACGUCGUCUUCGCCAACCGGCCAGACAAUAAUACCCCCAUGGAAGAAAUUGUCCGAGCGAUGACACAUGUAAUAAAUCAAGGCAUGGCGAUGUACUGGGGAACGUCACGCUGGAGCGCUAUGGAGAUCAUGGAAGCCUACUCCGUAGCCAGGCAGUUUAACAUGAUACCGCCCGUGUGUGAGCAAGCUGAAUACCAUCUUUUCCAAAGAGAGAAAGUGGAAGUUCAGCUGCCGGAAUUAUAUCACAAAAUCGGGGUCGGAGCGAUGACGUGGUCUCCACUAGCCUGUGGGAUCAUCUCAGGGAAAUACGGCAACGGGGUCCCUGAAAGCUCAAGGGCUGCGCUAAAGUGCUACCAGUGGCUGAAAGAGAAAAUCAUAAGCGAGGAAGGCAGAAAGCAGCAGGUGAAGCUGAAAGACCUGUCGCCCAUCGCCGAGCGCCUCGGGUGCACGCUGCCUCAGCUGGCCGUCGCAUGGUGCCUGAGAAACGAGGGGGUGAGCUCCGUUCUUCUAGGAUCUUCCAACCCAGAGCAGCUGAUAGAGAACCUUGGAGCCAUACAGGUCCUUCCAAAGAUGACAUCCCAUAUCGUAAACGAAAUAGAUAAUAUUCUGGGAAAUAAGCCCUACAGCAAGAAGGACUACAGAUCAUAAUGCAAUGCAUGAAUUCCCUGGACUGCAUGGUUUAAGAAGUGCUCUGUACAGAAGUACAGCCCCGAAUUAAAAUCCGGUUAUGAGAAUCAUUCAGCAGCUUGCUGCUCGGUGUCUGCUGUCACUGGAUCCUUCGAGAUGUGUGCUGUUGCUACUAAUCUGCAGUGAAAUUUAAAAGCACAGUUGAUCUCUCUUCUAACCAAGAAUAAUCUUGUAUUUUCUUACCUUCGACCGAAUUCAUUAAUUUUUACUUUACUCUUAGCACCUCAUGCUUGUGCUGUGAAAAACACUCGUAAAGCAAAAAAUAAUUUAUAACCUUCAGGUACUUGGUAAUUAAAGAAGGAUGUACAGAUCUAUUUUUUCAAUGACGAAAAGCCAGAUACAACUUAAGGUUUUAAUAAAACCACAUUUGGGAAAUCUCAACUAUAAAGUUUCUUCAGGUUAACAGAUAGAAGGGCGAGCUCAAAUUUUCUGUUUUCUUUUCUAUGCUGAAUAUAUGCUUCAGAUUUCAUUUGUAGUUGAAUAAAGGAUGUAAGACAGAGAAUUAGUUAGAAAUUAGAUAGCUCAACUCCUAACUAUACAAUUAUUUCAGCUGUGGAGUGCUCCUGGGAAGUAUUUCUGAGUAUAAGCCAGAAGAGCACAGUUAGAAAACCCAAACACGCAUGUCAGGUUAAUAAAAACAACGGCUGUUUGCAAAAUUCUAAUUCUACAUAAACUUUAAACCAAGAAAUCCAUGAUAAAAUAUUGGGUUUUGCAUCUAUAGAAACUUGCCUCUACUUCUGCCUGCUUGUAGACAUAGCUAUUGCAAAUUUCAAUAUUCAUGAGCUUUUAAGGAUAUAGAUACUUAUAUAUCAUAUAUAGCUGCUGAAAAAUACCAGAAAAAAAUCAGGUGCGUACUUUGGUGGAAGGUCACAUUUGCUUUAACUUGUUCUGGAAUCGGGCAUAAGUAAAUGCAUAGUAUUUUUAAGACACCUUUUAAAUAGGUAGUUUUUUGUGAGCAUUUCAUCCCUCUACAGGAGUUGAUAGCAAGCACUUACAUAUUAAUUUGCCCAUCUUAAGAACCACGUCAUAUUUUACCAUGAGUUUGCUUUGUAAAACGCGCCGAUGAUUUCAGUAAGUAUUUCUCACUCGUAUUGAAUCGUGUACUUUGGGCACAUACAUACUUCCUAGGGGGUAUGUACAGUAUUGUACAGUAUUUGUAGGACCCUUGUAUUCUAGUCCCCUUAACUCCAGGAUUUCUGCAGAGCGUGUGCAGUGUUCACAUGGGCCACGUGAACAGAUACUAAUACUUGAGUUGUCUGCUGUAUUUAAUCCAAUGAGCUAUGGUAUGUGUAAACGAACUUAGCUGCUGUAUAUCCAGAAACGCAGUCUGACUUUGACUUCUGCUCAGACACAAUA
This is a messenger RNA of Gymnogyps californianus (California condor), 2649 nucleotides long. RefSeq names its product potassium voltage-gated channel subfamily A regulatory beta subunit 1 (gene KCNAB1). The record is from RefSeq and is a predicted model, not a curated record. Gene Ontology annotation, molecular function: transmembrane transporter binding; potassium channel regulator activity; voltage-gated potassium channel activity. Gene Ontology annotation, cellular component: membrane; cytoplasm; extrinsic component of cytoplasmic side of plasma membrane. Lineage: Eukaryota; Metazoa; Chordata; Aves; Accipitriformes; Cathartidae. Gene Ontology annotation, biological process: potassium ion transport; transmembrane transport; negative regulation of delayed rectifier potassium channel activity.